AUGGCCGACGUCGAAUACCUGCAAAGUGUCAUUCGACUCCAUGCCGAUUUUCCCAAGAAGGGUAUCAGCUUCCUCGACAUUUUCCCUAUACUCCGCAAUCCAAUCACGUUCGAGACACUCAUAACACAUUUUGUUUAUCACAUCACGUCGCAAACUAUACCAAAAUCACUGCACAAAAAAGUUGAUGUCGUAGUCGGCCUAGACGCUCGAGGAUUCCUCCUUGGGCCUAUCAUUGCGCUGCGACUGGGAGCAGCAUUUGUACCUGUUCGUAAACAUGGCAAGCUCCCGGGAGAGUGUGUCUCAGCGACCUACGAAAAGGAGUAUGGUGCUGAUACCUUCGAAAUGCAAUCAGACGCCAUUCAACCUGGGCAGUCCGUGAUUAUUGUAGAUGAUCUAAUUGCCACCGGGGGCUCUGCCAAGGCUGCUGGCGAGCUCGUCAAGAAGCUAGGCGGGGUGACAAUCGAGUAUCUCUUCAUCAUCGAGAUAAUGUUUCUUAAGGGAUACCAGUGUUUGGAUGCCCCCGCAUACUCUAUUAUUCAAUACUUGGAUUGA
Messenger RNA from Suillus clintonianus, 552 nucleotides. Its product is annotated as phosphoribosyltransferase-like protein. The record is from RefSeq and is a predicted model, not a curated record. Lineage: Eukaryota; Fungi; Basidiomycota; Agaricomycetes; Boletales; Suillaceae. Gene Ontology annotation, molecular function: adenine phosphoribosyltransferase activity; adenine binding; AMP binding. Gene Ontology annotation, cellular component: cytoplasm. The coding region runs from base 1 to 552 and encodes 183 amino acids. Gene Ontology annotation, biological process: adenine salvage; AMP salvage. The transcript is spliced from 4 exons.